Lycium ferocissimum is the source of this 1539-nucleotide messenger RNA. RefSeq names its product RHOMBOID-like protein 1. The record is from RefSeq and is a predicted model, not a curated record. Gene Ontology annotation, cellular component: membrane. The coding region runs from base 228 to 1388 and encodes 386 amino acids. Lineage: Eukaryota; Viridiplantae; Streptophyta; Magnoliopsida; Solanales; Solanaceae. Gene Ontology annotation, biological process: proteolysis. The transcript is spliced from 6 exons. Gene Ontology annotation, molecular function: serine-type endopeptidase activity.
AUAGGAAGAGAAAAAAACUUAACUUUCAAGAACCAAUUCUUGAUUUUCCGGCAACCAAUUCUUGAUUUUCCGGCGACCAAUUCUCAACUUUCCUGCAACCAAUCCUUGAUUUUCCGGCGACCAAUUCUUGACUUUCCGGCCACCAAUUCUUGAUUUUCCGGAGACCAAUUCUUGAUUUUCCGGCGACCAUUUCUUGGUUUUCCGGCAAGUCUUGAUUUUCCGGCGAGAUGGGCGGAGGUGUUCCAGCAGAACCAGAGAUCCAAAUCCAGGUCCAUUCAAAGAAAGGGGGUAACUCAAACUCAAUAUAUCCAGUAGAGCCAACAAAAACAGGAGGACCUGGACCUGGUGUUUAUAGAGAAAUUAAGCAUUUCAAGAAAUGGUUUCCAUGGUUGAUACCAACUUUUGUUAUUGUUAAUGUGGUGACUUUUUUGGUGACUAUGUUUGUGAAUAACUGCCCACAGAAUUCGGUUUCUUGUUUUGCUGGAUUCUUGGGUAGGUUUUCCUUUCAGCCUUUCAGUGAAAACCCUCUUCUUGGACCUUCUUCUAACACACUAGAGAAGAUGGGUGCUUUAGACGUGGAUAAGGUGGUCCACGAACAUCAAGGGUGGCGCCUUUUUACUUGCAUGUGGUUGCAUGGUGGAGUUUUCCAUUUACUGGCCAACAUGCUGAGUCUUUUAGUGAUUGGCAUUCGGCUGGAGCGAGAGUUUGGAUUUGUACGCAUUGGCCUGCUCUAUAUCAUCGCUGGACUUGGUGGCAGCUUGUUCUCAGCUCUAUUUAUUAAGUCAAAUAUAUCUGUUGGUGCUUCUGGUGCACUUUUUGGAUUGCUGGGAAGCAUGCUUUCUGAGCUCAUAAUCAAUUGGACUAUAUAUGCCAAUAAGCUUGCGGUUUUGCUGACCCUUAUGGUCAUCAUUGUUAUAAAUCUUGCAGUAGGAAUUCUCCCGCAUGUUGACAACUUCGCUCAUAUUGGAGGAUUUAUGUCUGGUUUUCUGCUUGGUUUCGUAUUUCUGAUCCGGCCCCAGUUUGGCUGGGUGAGCCAGAGAUAUGCAUCCAGCGCAUAUUCUUCAACAUCAGCUAAACCUAAAUUCAAGGUGUAUCAGAUGGUCCUAUGGGUUAUUUCUCUCAUUCUUCUGAUAAUUGGGUUUACUGCUGGCUUGGUCAUGCUUUUCCGUGGAAUAGAUUUAAACGAUCAUUGUCCUUGGUGCCAUUAUAUGAGCUGUCUACCCACUUCAAGGUGGAGUUGCAACACAGAACCUGUUUCCUGUAUGUCUGAGCAAACAAGUAACCAGCUUACCUUGACGUGCUCCAACAGUAACAAGACGAGAUCAUAUUCUUUAUCGAAUCUAAAUACGUCUCAGAUCCAGGGGCUGUGUAGUCAGCUAUGCCGUUGAUUAGCCAUCACUUACAAUUUGUUUGUAAAUUGAUGUCUGCUAUUCAUAACAUUCAUUUGAUUAACUGCUUUUUCUUGUAUUGGAGAACAUUCUUAUAUAGUAAAAAAUUACACAGAGUUCAUAUUGGAAGCUUUCUUAACCUGAGUUUACA